This is a messenger RNA of Drosophila persimilis, 2140 nucleotides long. It is a transcript of the gene black, whose product is annotated as cysteine sulfinic acid decarboxylase. Lineage: Eukaryota; Metazoa; Arthropoda; Insecta; Diptera; Drosophilidae. The record is from RefSeq and is a predicted model, not a curated record. The coding region runs from base 181 to 1950 and encodes 589 amino acids. The transcript has 3 exons. Gene Ontology annotation, molecular function: pyridoxal phosphate binding; carboxy-lyase activity. Gene Ontology annotation, biological process: carboxylic acid metabolic process. Gene Ontology annotation, cellular component: cytoplasm.
AAGUGCAAGCAGCAACAGCAGCAGAAACAGCAACAGCAACUGCAACGGCGGAUCGGAGCAGGAACAGAACAUUGUUACAGAACAGAACGAACAUCAACAAGAGUCGGAACCAAAGCAUUAGCCAAGUGAUUUCUCAGUGUACACAUUAGCCAUCAGACAGAUAGACAGAGUGCCAACAAAAUGCUGGCCAGUGAGACUUUUCCCGCACAUCGCUUCAAGGAAUCUAUAUUUAAGCCUUACAGCACGAGUGGCUCGGCCAGCGUCGAUGAUUUGGCAAGCGUUAACAAAACAUUGACAUCCGCGGCGACCACGUCGUCAUCGCCUGAUACUCAUGCAGCCGUUGACAUCGCGCCCACUGCAUCCUCAGUCGAGUUCGAGACUGCCCGCAAAAUGUUGACCAACAACAGCAGUAGCAGUAGCAAUAACAGUAACAAUAAUAACAACAAUAACAAUAACGAUGCCAAGGAUGAUAUAUCUGGUUUCGUGGCCAGCCAUCCGGCAGCCCCAUUCGAGGGCUUCAUCCGUGCCUGCGUCGACGAGAUUAUCAAGUUGGCCGUCUUCCAGGGUACCAACCGAUCCACCAAAGUCGUGGAGUGGCACGAGCCCGCCGAGCUCCGCCAGCUCUUCGACUUCCAGCUGCGCGACAAAGGGGAGCCGCAGGAGAAGCUACGAGAGCUUCUGCGCGAGACCAUACGGUUCUCGGUGAAGACCGGACAUCCGUACUUCAUCAAUCAGCUGUAUUCGGGCGUGGAUCCCUACGCCCUGGUUGGCCAGUGGCUCACCGACGCCCUGAACCCCAGUGUCUACACGUACGAAGUGGCGCCUCUGUUCACGCUGAUGGAGGAGCAGGUGCUGGCCGAGAUGCGUCGCAUUGUGGGCUUCCCCAAUGGGGGCAAGGGCGACGGCAUCUUCUGUCCUGGCGGUUCGAUAGCCAACGGUUAUGCAAUCAGCUGUGCGCGCUACACAUACGCGCCCGAGUCCAAGAAAAACGGACUCUUCAAUGCCAAACCUUUGAUUAUAUUCACAUCGGAGGAUGCGCAUUAUUCGGUGGAGAAAUUGGCCAUGUUCAUGGGUUUCGGAAGCGAGCAUGUGGUCAAGAUAGCGACCAAUGAGGUGGGCAAGAUGCGUCUGAGCGAUCUGGAGGAUCAGGUUCGGCGGUGCCUGGACAAUGGCUGGCAGCCUCUGAUGGUCUCGGCCACGGCCGGCACCACGGUUCUGGGCGCCUUCGAUGACUUGACAGGGAUCGGGGAUCUGUGCAGGAAGUACAACAUGUGGAUGCACGUAGAUGCGGCAUGGGGAGGCGGUGCGCUGAUGUCUAAGAAGUAUCGCCAUCUGCUGAACGGCAUCGAACGGGCUGAUUCGGUGACGUGGAACCCCCACAAGUUGUUGGCCGCCUCGCAGCAGUGCUCCACCUUUCUGACACGCCACCAGCUGGUCUUGGGCCAGUGCCACUCCACCAAUGCGGCGUACCUGUUCCAGAAGGACAAGUUCUAUGACACCUCCUACGACACUGGGGACAAGCACAUCCAGUGCGGACGCAGGGCGGACGUCUUCAAGUUCUGGUUCAUGUGGAAGGCUAAAGGCAACCUGGGCCUGGAGUCGCAUGUGGAGAAGGUCUUUCGCAUGGCCGAGUUCUUCACCGCCAAGGUCCGAGAGCGGCCCGGCUUCGAAUUGGUUCUGGAGAGUCCCGAGUGCACCAACAUCAGCUUCUGGUACGUGCCCCCCAGUCUCCGGACGAUGGAGCGAGAUCGGGAGUUCUACGACAAGCUGCACAAGGUGGCGCCCAAGGUCAAGGAGCGGAUGAUAAAGAAGGGCUCCAUGAUGAUCACAUAUCAGCCGCUGCGCCAGCUCCCGAACUUCUUCCGUCUGGUGCUUCAAAACUCGUGUCUGGAGGAGUCGGAUAUGAUCUACUUCCUCGAUGAGAUCGAGUCCCUGGCCAAGAACUUGUAGUGGCGAGCAAGAUAUUAUUUAAGAGCUGAAGCCGAAGCUGGUUAUUUGGUUAUGUGGUUAAGUGUUGACAAACAUUCUCUCUAGGCAUAUGCCGUAUAUGUAUGUGAAUUGUAUAGUAUCUCGUAGUAUUUCCUUUACUGCAUCCGCUUAAAAAUAAUAUUGGAAAUUAAGUAUUACCUAAAAGCAAAAA